CUGGGCAGCAUGGCCAUUGGGCCUGCCCUGUGGCUGGGCCCUCUGCUCCUGCUUUCCCUCUGGGGACUCUCAGCUCCAGCCUCCCUUCUCAGGCGCCUGGGUGAGCACAUUCAGCGGAUUCAGGAAAGCUCUAGCCUGGGCCCAGGCCUGGGCCUGGGGCCAGGUGCUGUGGCCCUUCCAAAGGUGGGGUGGCUGGAGCAGCCGCUGGACCCCUUCAAUGUAUCGGACAGAAGAUCCUUCCUGCAGCGUUACUGGGUGAAUGACCAACAUUGGGCUGACCAGGAUGGACCUGUAUUCCUGCAUCUGGGGGGCGAGGGCAGUCUUGGGCCUGGCUCAGUGAUGAGAGGGCACCCUGCAGCCCUAGCCCCAGCCUGGGGGGCCCUGGUGCUAAGCCUGGAACACAGAUUUUAUGGCCUGAGUGUUCCUGCUGGGGGCCUGGACAUGGCCCAGCUUCGCUUCCUGUCUAGCCGCUACGCGCUGGCCGACGUGGUCUCCGCACGUGUGGCGCUCUCCCGCCUCUUCAAUGUCUCCUCCUCCAGCCCCUGGAUCUGCUUCGGAGGCUCCUACGCCGGCUCCUUGGCCGCCUGGGCCCGGCUGAAGUUCCCCCAUCUCAUUUUCGCCUCCAUCGCCUCCUCCGCCCCGGUGCUGGCAGUGCUGGAUUUCUCCGAGUAUAAUGACGUGGUGUCCAGAAGCCUAAAGAGCCCGACGAUUGGCGGGUCCCUGGAGUGCCGGGCGGCGGUGGCCGCUGCCUUCGCGGAAGUGGAGCGGCGGCUGAGUGCUGGCGAGGCCGUUCAAGCAGCGCUGGGGGCCGAGCUGGGCGCGUGUGGGUCCCUGGGCCGCGCUGAAGACCAGGCGGAGCUGCUGGGGGCGCUGCAGGCACUGGUGGGAGGUGUGGUGCAAUACGACGGGCAGGCGGGAGCGCCACUGAGCGUACGACAGCUCUGCGGACUCCUCCUCGGGGGCGGGGGCAACCGCAGCCACCCCACGCCUUUCCGUGGGCUUCGUCGGGCGGUGCAGAUUGUCCUGCACAGCCUGGGUCAGAAGUGUCUAAGCUUUUCCCGAGCAGAGACAGUGGCACAGCUGAAGGCCACAGAACCCCAAGUGUCUGGCGUGGGUGACCGGCAGUGGUUGUACCAGACAUGUACUGAGUUUGGCUUCUAUGUCACCUGUGAGGAUCCUGGAUGUCCUUUCUCCCAGCUCCCAGCACUGCCCUCCCAGCUAGACCUAUGUGAGCAGGUGUUUGGACUCUCAGCCUCAUUUGUAGCCCAGGCUGUGGCCCAAACAAACUCCUACUAUGGUGGACAGACUCCGGGGGCAACUCAAGUGCUGUUUGUUAAUGGGGACGCAGACCCCUGGCAUGUGUUAGGUGUAACACAGGCCUUGGGAUCCUCGGAGUCAGUUCUUCUCAUCCCUAGUGCCUCCCACUGCUUGGACAUGGCGCCUGAGAGGCCCUCAGACUCCCCCAGCCUCCGGCUAGGGCGCCAGAGCAUCUCCCAGCACCUGCAGACCUGGCUCAGGUUGGCAAAGGAGAGCCAGGUUAGGGGUGGGGUCUGA
Molecule: messenger RNA, 1554 nt
Organism: Propithecus coquereli (Coquerel's sifaka)
Lineage: Eukaryota; Metazoa; Chordata; Mammalia; Primates; Indriidae
Gene: PRSS16
Product: protease, serine, 16 (thymus)
Exons: 12
Coding region: 10-1554 (514 amino acids)
Biological process (GO): proteolysis
Cellular component (GO): endosome; lysosome
Molecular function (GO): serine-type exopeptidase activity; dipeptidyl-peptidase activity
Source: RefSeq, a predicted model, not a curated record